CAGUGUGUGUGUUAUUACGUACAUUGUGUGUGUGAUUGUGUACAUUGUCUGUGUGUGAUUGUGUACAUUGUCUGUGUGUGAUUGUGUACAUUAUGUGGGGCUCCUUGAGCUAAUGGGACAACUGGGGAUUGCUUGGGAUAAUGAGACCGAGAUGCAUGGCAGAGACAUAGAUGACAUAUUGAGGCUGAGACCCAGAGGUACACAACCUCAGUAUGUACACAGCUGUAGGCAGUGAAAGCAACUCUUGUGAAGGAGCUGCUUGUACCCUGAUGCCAUUGACCAAUAAACGCUUUAAAUUAUAUAAUUCUAAAUUAACGUUUUUAUUGAAAGUCAGUGGCGUGCUUAUUUUUAUUUUUUCUCUAUCUUGUAUUGCUGCUAUCGUAGUUUGUUUUUAUUGUUUGCUGUUGUAACUUUGCUGACCCGCCCAUAACUUGACAUUUGCGACAAAGAGCUUCUCGGUUUCCUCCGGUCCGAAUCAAGAUUUUGAUUCUGAUUUAUCGCUGUGUUCCUGUUCAACUGUGAAUUACAGGUGGAUCUUCUGCCGUAUUCGUGAAAACGAUGUCUUACUACGGCUAUUCUCCAGAGACGUACGACCCUCGCUGGGAGGAGAGGUCAGUGAUGAACAAGGUGCAGCAGAAGUACUGGAAGACCAAGCAGACGCUCAUCCGGGUCACAGGCAAAAAGGAGGAUGAGUUUGUGGUGGCAUCCGACUCCGACCUUGACAGGAAACUCGAGGUCUUCCAGGAUGUCCAGAGGUCGUGUGUGGAGCUUCUCAAAGUCAUAGAGCUGUAUCAGAGGCGGCUUGGAGCGCUGUCGGAAGAGGAGAACGACAUGGGACACUUUCUGAAGCACCAGGGAUCGCAGGAGCAGACGAGGGCUGGGAAAAUGAUGCUGGCCACGGGGAAGGCUCUGUGCUUCUCCUCCCAGCAGAGGCUGGUGUUGCACCACCCCCUGAUGCGACUACACCAGGAGGUGGAGACGUUCCGCUACCGCGCCAUCUCCGACACGCUCAUCACCAUCAACCGCAUGGAGCAGCAGCGCACCGAGUACCGCGGAGCGCUGCUCUGGAUGAAGGACGUGUCGCAGGAGCUCGACCCAGACACCUACAAGCAGCUGGAGAAGUUCCGCAAGGUGCAGACACAGGUGCGGGUGUCGAAGGGCCGCUUCGACAAGCUGAAGAAUGACGUGUGCCAGAAGGUAGACCUGCUGGGCGCCAGCCGCUGCAACCUGCUGUCCCACACGCUGGCCACGUACCAGACCUCCUUGCUGCACUUCUGGGAGAAGACGUCCAGAACAAUGGCCGCCAUCUACGAGAGCUACAAAGACUACCAGCCGAUGUACAAGGCUACGGACAAGCCCGGCGUGCCAGGCCAUGGAAAGAAAUCUGCAAAGGAGACAGUGGGAGCGGGGGAGAAAGUGGACGGCGAGGAGCAACGAGACGCCACCGGGGAUGACGAUGAGUUGAUCUGUUUGGGAGAAGACGGUUCCAUGGGCAAGGCAGCUGCCGAUGGGGCCGAUGGCACCGGCUCGGGCGGUGCGCUGGAUCUCACCGACCUGGGCCACGCUCUGGCUGGCACUCCCGCCGGGGCCCGCGACGUGCUGUAUCACUCGGCAGACGGCGAACGGGAUGUGAUGUCGCUGCUCAACGACAUCCUCAACGCUGGGGCGCCGGGCGAGGAGGGGGAGAGCGGGGGCUUCAGCCGGCAGUGGUACGAUGUGUUCGGCGAUGACGGCGGCCCAGCAGGGGAGACCUGGCCGCAGCAGUCCAGGCAGCAGCAGCGGCAGGGCGCCACGGCUCUGACUGCGACGGCGCCCGGAGGCCCAGGUUCGAACCCUGAUGGGCCUCCCGCCCCGGGACCCACGGUGGGCGGGUUCCUCCCGUCGCAGCUGCUGGACAUGAGCUCGCGGAACGAGGGCUCCGCCCGGCCGGGUUGGUCCCUUCCAAGUAACAGAAAGCAGUUUUCAGCCACAUCCCAGGCCGAUGCCCACACAGGACUGGGUCAUGCCACAGCCAAACCGAUUGUGGACGGUGCUGGCAAGCCCGGAAAGGACAUGUCGGCGUGGUUCAACCUUUUCGCCGACCUCGACCCGCUGCAGAAUCCAGACGCCAUCGGCCGCACCAGCGAGGACCAGGAGCUGAUGAAUGCAUGAGAGCGCUACCGGCCACCGGCCCCUGACCCCCGACACCCAAACACCGACAGGAGUUUCCCCCGUGACGUCGUUUUCCAGGAACGCCUGCUUAUUGUUAGCGGCGCUCCCAAGUCGAAGCCGAGGUUUGACCUGGAGGGAGGCCGAGUCGCGUCGGGGCUCUGCCUCUAAGGGUGAUGGGCCCCACUGAUCUGUGUGCCUGUAGUCAGGAGUCUUGUCGGGAGAGGGGCGGUGCGAUGGGGAGAGAAGGGCGCUGCGGUGCGGGAGACUGGUGAUCCAAAGAGGAGAGGGGGGUGGUGUGGAAGAAGCAGUAAUAAGAGGGGGUGGGUAACAAGCUAAUAAGGGCAGACCGCCCACACCUACACCCUCAAUGUGAAACUCAAUAACUGGGUUUUAAGAGGGAUACGGAACCCCCCCCCCCCCCAAGUUCUCCAUAGAAUCGCUGCCGGUAGCAGAAAACGCUUUGUCAAAAGCCCCCAGGGAAGAUAGACGGCACGCUUCCACAGUAGAGCGCACCGCUGGGCUAGAUGCGCACACUGCACCGCGCUGUGACAUAAUUAGUUGAAUGCACUGAUCAUACACGCUCACUUUCGCUAUAGGAUGGUGUUUUCAAACAAGCCCUUUUGACGUGAGAAUAUAAAUUGUAUUGACGCAACCAUUUUUACCGAACACGUCUUUUUUUUAUAAGACGAAAAAAUUUAGAUUGCAAUAGUUUAAAACUGGUUUUACAUGAACGGUAAGGUUCCGUCAAAUUUGGUUGCACCAAAACUGGUUUGUGUUCGCCAAUGUGAAAACGGCAUCGUCGCAAAUUCUCACUGCAAGUGUGGUGGCGCUGCAGGUGAUGAAGCAGUAACAUUAGGCUUGUAACAAAUCAAAAUGUCAAGAUUCAUUACCACCGUUCACUUGAAGAAUCUAUUAUUUAUUCAGUCUCGUGUGUGUUGUCCGUCUAGUUGUUUUUCCAUUUGCCAAAGUGUUACAUUUGCCUAUCAUUUACAUGGAAUUUGCAUAACCCGUAAACAUUUGCUUCUCACACGCGCGAGUUGAUGCAUGUGUUAUCGCGAGUGUAGGAACCGCGUACGAUUGAGGACUCGUUAUUUGCCCAGUCGGUGUUGUCAAAAACGAAGGCCGGCAAACAUUCGCCGCUCGCCUCGUGGUAGCCCUGCCGGGCCACGUUGCUAUGCGUAUUUAAACCAGGUGUCGCAAUAAGUACGUGUAUGCUAAUUUAUACACGUCCUCUUUAAACAAAAAAAAGUAUCCAGCCACGGUAUGAAGUUGGAAUGUAUUUACGUUAUUUAUAAAUACUGCUUAUUUAAAUGACUUUGUUUUGUAUGAAACAAGACGGUGUCAAAAUAGUUAAUGUAAUUAUUUACAUUUGCAAGGCGCAUUUCAUCUGUAGAUCUCAAUGCGCAAACUUGGAGGUUUCUUCCACGUGACGACUGGCCGACUGAUUGCUGGAGCGGUAGCUUACUCCACACUGCAGUAAUAAAUAGACGGGACCGUUGUCAAAGCAGUUGGAAGUUUAUUUAACGUUACCGACUAAAUACUGGGAGGGUGAUGGCUCACGCCACUGGCUGCCGUGGGAAAUGCAGUGAGGAAUGGAGGUCAGAGCCGUUGACCGAAUUCUAGAAGUGUGGGGUAGCUGACUCCGUCAUGCAUUGACGGAGUCAUGGUGUCAAUACGGACCGAAUACUGGGGGUGGUAGUUAAUUCCGCUGACUGCGGUGAGAAACGCAGGGCAUGAGAGGAAUGGUCAGAGCUGUUGUCUAGACGUUUUGAUCGCUGUGACGCAACCAGCGCCACUGGCUGUUCCGUCGUCACAAGUAGACUGAGGGAGUGCAAAGAUCGAAAAGAAACUCAAGUUAACAACGGCGAGCACGAGCAAUAGGAAACCGUUCCUGAAACGCUCGGCGAGUAAUCGUGCGCUCAGCGAUGCUUACCGUCACGACGUCGUGAAGAGCAUUAUUCCCCUAAGUAUUAGUCCCUUUCGCCCAAAGAGCCCAUAUCUUAUUAUAAGGAAUGAACGGUGAACGCUUACAAAAAGAAAGUGUCUCAAUCAUCGUGGAUAAGUAACUGCCCAGUCCUCCACAGUGGGAAUCUUCCCAGCUUCCUUGGUGCAUGCAGUGAAUGCAGGGUUGCCACCUGCCCUGGGGAGGCUGCUGUCCUAGGAAAUGUCACCCCAGGACAUUAAAAGUCCGGGUUUUUAUCACCUGCUUGACACACACCGCUCAAGAAAAUGCAUUUACAUGUAGUUCCCAUUCUGGUAUUGUGCGAUAUUCUUCUCUACAUUAUAUAAUGCUGUUUUUUUUUAGUACCUCAAGAGGCGGGCAGCACUAGAGUGGGUGAGCUGCCGUCGUACAUAAUGACUGCGUGACACGCGCCCCGGUUUUAAAGUUGUUCUUCACUGCCUGCAAACCCGGCCCGCACUGGACCGUGAAGUCCCGGUGUCGGAAAAGCGUUGGCUUAGCUCGUUUGGUGAUGUUGCUGUCACCUCCUUCCCCACUGUGCUUCGGACAGCGGGAGAGUAACGGCGCAGCUUUCUCAAGUGUGCGCAGGCGUUGCAACUGCACCAAGGGCCAACGACGGGCUAGAGUGGCCCAGACGCCAGGGCCACAAAGAGAGGGGGAGGCAAUUGGGACAGGGGGUAGAGGUUAGGCCCUGUUUCAUAACUUGCACCAGGGCCCAAUGCCAACCGUGCUACGCCAACUGCUGGAGGGAAGCGUCGGAAGAUGUACCGCCACAAUUGUACCGAAGUCGAGUACUGUGAAAUAUUUAUUUAAACAAAAAUUAAUAAAUCUUCGUGUUGAAACUUGU
Molecule: messenger RNA, 4958 nt
Organism: Petromyzon marinus (sea lamprey)
Lineage: Eukaryota; Metazoa; Chordata; Hyperoartia; Petromyzontiformes; Petromyzontidae
Product: islet cell autoantigen 1-like
Biological process (GO): regulation of transport
Cellular component (GO): Golgi apparatus
Molecular function (GO): protein domain specific binding
Source: RefSeq, a predicted model, not a curated record